AUGAGACAAGCCAUGGAAGAUGCUGUCAGUGCGGUGCUGUCCAGUGUGGUGGAGGACGUUGGUCAAGCUGUCCACAGAAACGUCAGCGGAGCUCAGCUUCUGCAUGAACUGCUGAGCGCGCCGUGGCUGCGGGCUCUGCUGAAGAUUUAUGAGCGCCUGCUGCAGUUCCAGAGGGUGACACCUGGCCCCAUUGUGCCUUAUGCUUCUGGACUCUCACAUGAGAUCAUGACUGCAAUACAGAAGAUCCAGCAUCCCUCAGCUGAGGCCCGAGAGCUCCACAGCCUCCUCAGCUCACCACACAUCCAGGCCCUCCUGUCAUCCCACGACAGCGUAGCUCAGGCAGACUACGGGCCUGAUUUACCUCCUCUGCCUGAUGAGGUGCCUGAGGACGAGGAGGCCAUGAGGAUUGUUUGUCUGGUGAAGAACAACCAGCCGCUGGGGGCGACUAUCAGGAGGGACGAGGAGACGGGAGACAUCUACAUCGCCAGGGUGAUUCAUGGAGGCCUGGCUGACCGCAGCGGACUCCUCCACCCUGGGGAUCUGUUAGUGGAGGUGAAUGGGAGCCCUGUGGUGGGUCUGGAUCCAGAACAGGUCAUCCAGAUACUGAUCAAUUCUCAGGGAACAAUCCUGUUCAAAGUGAUUCCAAACGCAGCUCCGAGCGGCAGCAGCAACCUGAAGUCGGUGUACAUGAGGGCGAUGGUGGACUACUGCCCCCUGCAGGACUCCUCCAUCCCCUGUCCCGAUGCAGGGGUGGCGUUCAGCAGAGGAGACCUGCUGGAGGUGGUGGACCAGUCGGACGGACAGUGGUGGCAGGCCAGGAAGCUGCCGUGUGCUGUUUCCUGUGCCGGUCUGAUCCCCUCUGCCAGCAGGCUGAAGAGUAAACAGAGGGAACAGUGGUGGUGUCAGCCAUUACAGGUUCAUACCUGCAUCAGACCCUGGGUCCUGGCUGAUAACGAGGGCGAUCAGAUACAUGCUGAGGACAAACGCUUCGUGACAGGUAAAACACGUCCAACACACUCCUCAUCAUCAUCAUCCAUCAUUUCUCUGGAAGUGACUUCUGUGUUUGUGCUUCCUCCAGAGCCGGAAGAAGUACACUUUGAUGAGGCUGACUCUGAUAUCACUGAUGGGAUCUACCUGGCUGGUUUCCGUCGAAGUUUCCGUCUGUGGAGGAGGACGUCCUACAGGAGGAGACGACAGUCCUGCACCUCCUGCUCUCCCAGCAGCAACAGUCUGUCCACCCCCUACGAGGAGGUGGCUUUGUACCAGCGCCCCCCGCAGGAGAACCACCGCCUCAUCAUCCUCGUCGGCGCUUCAGGAGUCGGAGUUAAUGAACUGAGGAAAAGGCUCAUCAAACUGAACCCUUCGACCUUCCAGGGACCCGUACCUCACACCACUCGUCCAAUCAGAGGAGGGGAGCAGACAGGAAGAGAGUACCACUUUGUCACCAAAGAGCUGUUUGAGUACAUGGUGUGUAACCACAGGUUUGUGGAGUAUGGGGAGCAUAAGGGCCACCUGUUCGGGACCAGCACUGAUGCCAUUGAUGAGGUGCUCAGACGAGGACGCAUGUGCAUCAUCGAUGUUGAACCACAUAGCAUCCAGACCCUGCGGACAGGGAAACUGAAGCCCUACGUGAUCUUCAUCAAAGCCCCCAGUCCAGAGAGGCUGAGACAAACACGGAGAGACGCCCGAAUCAUCACCAACUACACAGUCAACAGACCUUUCACAGAGGACGACUUUGUGGAGCUGGAGGAGGCGUCCCGGCUGAUGGAGGCGAAGUACAAACACUUUUUUGAUCGAGUGCUGGUGAACGACGACCUGCAGGACGCCUGCAUGCAGCUCUGCUCCAUCAUCCAGGAGGCUCAGGACGAACCACAGUGGAUACCCGUCAGCUGGAGCCGCAUGCAGGAGUAAAGGACGAGGGGGAGGAGGGGGAGGAGGGGGAGGACGCUGAGCAGAAGGAACAGAGAGAGGACAGACAAGUCCUGCGUAUGUUCAGCUGUAGUUUACAAAUACACAGCGACUGUGGAGGAAGAGUUUCAGCUCACUGACUGAGUUAAACCAAUCACAGCAGCUUUUAUUUACUGUCGCUGUUGGCAGAACGACAGGCUCAGUAACUAAAACCUAUUUAGCUUAAAUACCAAAUCCAAGGCUUAAAGAACCGGCACUGACAAGCAGCUGAUCAAACCUUUCCUUUGGUCUCAUGCUGACUCAGCGUUUUCUGUUCAGAUCUGCACUUUAAAGUCGCAGUCCUUGGAUUUUCAUGAAAUCAAACCUUGUCUUGAUACGUUUUAUGGUUUGGUUUGUAAGAUGCACCGAAUGUAUUUACAUUCUGUAAGCAGAUGAAUCCAGCUGGUCGAC
This is a messenger RNA of Scatophagus argus, 2358 nucleotides long. RefSeq names its product MAGUK p55 subfamily member 4-like. Gene Ontology annotation, cellular component: adherens junction; plasma membrane. The transcript is spliced from 19 exons. Lineage: Eukaryota; Metazoa; Chordata; Actinopteri; Scatophagidae. The record is from RefSeq and is a predicted model, not a curated record. Gene Ontology annotation, molecular function: protein binding. The coding region runs from base 1 to 1911 and encodes 636 amino acids.